CUGUUGCUGUACUUUGGAGUGGUGGAUUUGUCUCUCUAGAACAGGAGUUCAAGCAGACUGACCGCUGACAACGACAAGAUGGCUGGAAUUUGUUUACUGGUUUUCAUUGCUGGUUUACUGCUGGAGGUGAAUGGACAUCCUGCUAAAUCUUCCCAGGAAAACACAGGAGCUGUGUUUUUGUCACAGCAGGUGGCCAAUGCUGUGCUGAUUCGCACGCGCAGGUACAACAGCGGCCAUCUUGAAGAAGUGUUAUCCAAAGAUAACCUGGAGCGGGAGUGUAAGGAGGAAAUGUGCACAAUGGAGGAGGCCAGGGAGGUGUUCGAGAAUGAUGAGAAAACUAUGGAGUUCUGGAAUGCCUACAUUGAUGGUGACCACUGUAAGCCACCCCCAUGCCAAAAUGGAGCCGAGUGUGAGGAUGGAAUCGGUGCAUAUACUUGCUGGUGCAAACCAAACUUCAGUGGCAAGAACUGUGAGAUAGAGGUGACCAAACAAUGUGAGGUGAACAACGGUGAUUGUGCUCAUUUCUGUGUGAUGCAGGAGGAGCGACCUGUGUGUCAGUGUGCAGCUGGUUACAUGCUCGGGGAUGACAAGAGGAGCUGUACACCAACAGAACCAUUCAGCUGUGGUCGUACGGACUCGUCCUCCCCAUUUGUCCCCAGGUCCGCCCUAACGCCACGGUCAUCUCACCAAACGAACAGCACAGAGAGACACAACAACAGCGACACCUUGCUCGAUGAGGACUUGAGCGACUUUAUAGACCAUAUGUAUGAUUACUAUGACUUGCUUUUGAAUGAUUCACACCCAUCCAACAUCACUGAAGUAUUUAAACGCUCAGUGAGGUCAGCCUCCUCUGUGAAUCCAGGAGAGGUUGUUGUGAAUGGAACAGAAGGGAGCACUGUCGCUGAAAAGCAGCUGCCUUCCUGGGCUUUCUUUCCUACACUCCCCAGCAUCACAGCAGAGGAGAACAACGACCAGAGGAUUGUGGGAGGAGACGAAGCUCGACCUGGAGAGAUACCAUGGCAGGUGACACUGAUGUCUCAGUCACCUUCCCUUGGUAGAGCACAGCCUUUCUGUGGAGGAUCUCUGCUCAGUGAACUGUGGGUCAUCACUGCUGCUCAUUGUCUGGUACAAGCUGAUAUCGCUAAACGACACUUCUUUGUUAGAGUGGGAGAAUAUGAUGUGAGCAAAGAUGAGGGUCCAGAGCGAGACCAUUUGGUGGCACAGCGGCAUAUCCAUCGCCACUACAGGUUCGAGCUGUCUCCUUAUAACCAUGAUAUCGCACUGCUGAAGCUUGCUACUCCUGUUGAGCUGUCCAGCCAUCGACGUCCCAUCUGCCUGGGCCCCAAAGACUUCACAGAGAACUUACUGAGGGAUUCCCACACCUCUCUGGUGAGUGGCUGGGGAAGGAUACAGUUCCUGGGCAUUGAGGCCACCAAGCUUCGGAAGCUAGAGGUUCCCUAUGUGGAGCGCACAGUCUGUAAACAGAGCAGCCGCGACCACGUCACCGUGAUGUUCUGCGCUGGCUACCAAAGUGAAAAGAAGGAUGCAUGCCAGGGGGACAGUGGGGGGCCGCAUGCUACCAAAUACAAAGGCACUUGGUUCCUGACGGGCAUCGUCAGCUGGGGGGAAGAGUGUGCAAUGGAUGGGAAGUACGGCAUCUACACUCGAGUGUCACGGUACUACACGUGGAUAAGUGGCAUAACAGGGAUUCGUAUUAACAAUUAACAAAGAGAGUCAGAGUCCACUACAAAGAUAAAACAGCUGUCAGCCAAAAGCUUCAGUUUCACAAUUUGUCUUUAGCCUGAGGAUGUUUGUCUGAACUAAAUCAGGGGUGAUAACCCUCAUUUUAAUUUUCAGCAUUCAAUAAAGUGUAACUUUCUAUCUGA
This is a messenger RNA of Labrus bergylta (ballan wrasse), 1886 nucleotides long. RefSeq names its product coagulation factor IXb (gene f9b). Gene Ontology annotation, biological process: blood coagulation; proteolysis. The record is from RefSeq and is a predicted model, not a curated record. Gene Ontology annotation, molecular function: serine-type endopeptidase activity; calcium ion binding. Gene Ontology annotation, cellular component: extracellular region. NCBI's taxonomy places the organism in Eukaryota, Metazoa, Chordata, Actinopteri, Labriformes, Labridae.